Eurytemora carolleeae is the source of this 1461-nucleotide messenger RNA. Its product is annotated as hemicentin-1. The record is from RefSeq and is a predicted model, not a curated record. NCBI's taxonomy places the organism in Eukaryota, Metazoa, Arthropoda, Copepoda, Calanoida, Temoridae. The transcript has 19 exons. Bases 1 to 1461 code for a protein of 486 amino acids.
AUGGUUCAGGCCAUCAUCAAUCUUGUUGUGAAGCAAAGUUUAUUUGCUGCAGAAAAGUUUUCUGAUCAAAAAGAAAGUUUUCAGAGAUUUGAGUAUUCUCUUCUAUUACAGGUUUCUUCUGGGUCCAGUAUCACUAGCCGGCUUGAACUCCCAGUUUUACGAAGAGAGGACACAAGAAGUCUUGUUUCAUGUUUUACCAACAACAACAAUAUCUCACAACAGCUCUCAGCAAACACAACCAUCAAUGUUUUAGUUCCUCCUGUGAGUGUAAGAAUUGAGGAAAAGAGGAAAAAGCUAGUUGAUGGGAAAAUAUACUUAUUCAAUUGUGCGGCAGAGGAUUUCUACCCAAGUAUUGAAUACACAUGGUUCCUUAAUCAAGAGAUCUUGCCGCACUCUAAACCUACAAAGGGUUCCAAUUUAUCCACCCUUGAAAUUGAACUAACGAGGCACCAACAUGGUUCAAUUCUCUCCUGUCGUGCCUUUAACCCUGAAAUCCCAGACGUAUCUCUUCAAGAUUCAUUAGUCCUGGAUAUAUAUUAUAAACCCGUUUUAAAGCUGGAGCUAGGGGCAGGACUAAAUCUUCAUAACAUCAGACAAUCUUCUGAUAUAUAUUUAGAGUGUACUGCAGAUAGCAGACCAGCAUUACAACAUGUAAGGUGGAAGAAAGAUGGUUUUGAUAUUACGGAGGAAAAGAAGAAAGGGCGCCUUGUAUCAAGAACCAGUUUAGUUAUUCAAAAUAUAUCCAGUUCUGAAUCUGGCCGCUACUGCUGCACUGGCGAGAACUCUGAGGGAGAAACUAGUUCUAAUAUUAUCACCGUUGAUGUAAAAUUUAGUCCUGAGUGUUCAGAGCAACCAGAAAACAUUCUUCUCCAGAAGAAAGCAUCAAUCCAAGUUACUUGUGGAAUGUCUAGUAACCCUGGAGUUGAAAAAUUUUCGUGGAAAUUUAAAAAUGAAAAGUUUGAGGUGGAUAUACCAGAGUCGUUGUACACUGUACAUGAAAACACGUCUGUACUUAAAUACUUUGCUCAUUCAGAUCGUGACUACGGAACACUUCUCUGCUAUGCAUCUAAUAUAAUUGGACCCCAGACUAAACCCUGUAUUUUCAGAAUCAUUCAACCAGGUUCUGGUUCUCUAGUUAUAGUGUGCUCGACAAAACUAGUUUCUCCUGUUUCCGUUUUAGUAAACUGUCAGAAUACUAAGGAAGACGGAUUAUAUAAUCUUCAAGUAUCAAGGCUAGGGAACCCAGUACUCCUAGAGAGAAAUAUUACGAGUUUAAAGGGAAACUUCAAAGUUUUCGGACUUCUACCCGGUAGCAGCUAUCAGGCCAGGGUUGAUUAUUUGGACGGUAAUAAUGAAAGAUGGACUAGCUUACUAAACUUUACAACGAUAGAACUUGACAAGAGUAUACCUAUUCAGGACUCUUUACAAGAAAGUUUGCCCUCUGUAUUGUACAAUGUUUAA